This is a messenger RNA of Manduca sexta (tobacco hornworm), 3425 nucleotides long. RefSeq names its product programmed cell death 6-interacting protein (gene ALiX). The record is from RefSeq and is a predicted model, not a curated record. The transcript has 10 exons. The coding region runs from base 37 to 2556 and encodes 839 amino acids. Gene Ontology annotation, molecular function: protein binding. Gene Ontology annotation, biological process: mitotic cytokinesis. Gene Ontology annotation, cellular component: endosome. Lineage: Eukaryota; Metazoa; Arthropoda; Insecta; Lepidoptera; Sphingidae.
ACAUGACAUUUUGUUUUUCAUACAGUCACAGCAAUAAUGGCCGAGUUGUUAGUGGUGCCGUUUAAAAAGUCUUCCGACGUAGAUAUAGUAAAACCGCUAAGGAAUCUUAUUCAAUCUACAUACAACACUGGCGAAAGCAACGAAGACUACAGCGAUGCACUAAAUGAAUUGAGCCGCCUGCGAGCCAACGCAAUUUGGAAAGUGUUCGAGAAAUCAUCUCUCGACAUUAUUUACAGUUACUAUGACCAGCUGGUGUCACUGGAGAGCAAGAUCCCCCCCCAGGAGGUGCAGAUACCCUUCAAAUGGAAGGAUGCUUUCGACAGAGGCUCCAUCUUUGGAGGCCGGAUGAGUCUGACUAUCAGCUCGUUGGCGUACGAGCGCAUGUGCAUCCUGUUCAACAUCGGCGCGAUGCAGAGCGCUGUGGCAGCGCAGCAGCCGCUCGACACCGAGGACUCGCUCAAACUCGCCGCCAAGCUGCUGCAGCAAUCAGCAGGCGUGUUCGCGUUCCUGAAGGCGAAUAUCAUGAUGGCAGUGCACCAGGAGACCACACCCGAUCUCCUCCCAGAGACGCUGGACGCCCUCUCUAAGUUGAUGCUCGCGCAGGCCCAGGAGGUCAUCGCCUAUAAGUGCAUAAGAGACGAGAUGAAGGAGAGCAUGGUGGCGAAGGUGUGCGCGCAGUGCGAGGAGCUGUACACGGACGUGCUGCGCGUCGUGCAGAAGGACACUCUCAAGCCGCUCUGGGACCGCGACUGGAUACCCGCCUUGAGCGCCAAGCAAAUGGCAUUCCGUGGUCUAGCGCAGUUCUACCAGAGCCUGGUGUGUCGCGCCAACAAGGCGGUGGGCGAAGAGAUUUCCCGGCUGCAAGUUGCAGUGGAGUGCCUGCGCGGCUCGGCGUCUCGCGCGGCCCCUGGCGCCUGCGCGCGCCUGCAGGAGCACGCCACCCGCGCCGCACGACACCUGGCCGACGCCGUGCGCGACAACGACUUCAUCUACCACGAGCGCGUGCCCGAGUCUGCGCAGCUCGAGCCAAUCUCCCGCGCCGCCAUCGCCAAGCCGCUGCCGCCGCCCGACCGCUGGGCGCCCGCCGGCAAGGACCUGUUCGCACCACUCAUGCCGGCCGCCGUGCACGCCGCGCUGCAGGCCAGCUCCGCCCGGCGCGCCGACCUCGUCAACGCCGAGAUCAACAAGCUGCGCGACGCCACGCAGCUGCUCAACAGCGUGCUCGCAUCGCUCAGCCUGCCCGCGUGCCUCGAGGACAGCUCCGACGAGCAGGGCGCGCUGCCCGCCUCCAUCCGCGACAAGGCGCGCAGCGUGCGGGACGCGGGCGGCGUGGCCGAGCUGCGGCGGCUGAUGGCCGAGCUGCCCGAGCUGCUGCAGCGCAACCGCGACAUCCUCGACGAGGCGGAGCGCAUGCUGCGCGAGGAGGCCGAGGCGGACGCCAGCCUGCGUUCGCAGUUCGGCGCGAGGUGGUCGCGCACCGAGUCCGCCAAGCUCACCGAGGCCUUCCGCGCCAAUGCGGACAAGUACCGUCAGAUCAUCAACAACGCCGUGCGCGCCGACAACAUCGUGCAACAGAAAUACGCGCAACACAAGGAGAAUAUCGAAUUGUUGAGUGGCAGCGAGCGUGACAUCACAGUACCCGACGCGCCUGACUCGGGCGCGACAGACACGGACGCGGUGUCGCAGCUGCGCGGGCUGAUGGACGAUGUGGAGACGCUGAAGGCAGAGCGCGACUCCAUCGAGGCGUCGCUGAAGGACACCACGCUCGAUUUGAAGGAGAAGUUCCUGGCGGCGCUGGCGGCGGACGGCGCGGUGGACGAGCCGGCGCUGUCGGCGGGCGCGCUGGGUGCAGCGCUGGCGCCGCUGCAGCGCCAGGUGGGCGAGUCGCUGCGCCGCCAGGAGCAGCUGCUGGGCUCAGUGCAAGCCGCGCAUGCGCGCCUGCUUGCUUCGCGCGGCGGCUCUAGCGGCCGCGACCAGGCGCUCGCGCGUCUGUGCGCCGCAUACGACGCUUUCCAGGAACUCACCGGUAACCUCAACGAGGGCGUCAAGUUCUACAACGAUCUGACACAGUUGCUGGUAGCGUUCCAGAACAAAGUGUCUGACUUCUGCUUCGCGCGUAAGACGGAAAAGGAGGAGCUAAUGAAGGACCUGACGCUGGAAACCACUCGCGACCCCGCGCGACCAGCGCCUGCGCCUCCGCAGCACCACACCGACGGUGUUGAGCCGGCCGUGGUGAAGAAGGAGGCGCCGCCGCGGCCGCCGCCGCCCUCGAGCGCGCCGUCGGCGGGCCCCUCCGCGCAGCCGUCGGCGCUGCCCUACCCCACACAACCACAAGGCAUGCCGCUGCCGUACGCGGGUGGCGGCGUGGGCGGGGCGCCGUACCCGUACUACGCGGCGCCGGUGCCCACCAUGUACAACCCGUACGCCACGCUGCCCUACCCGCACCACGCGCGCAUGCCGCCGCCGCAGCACUACCAGCCCUACCAGUACCCGCCCGCGCCCGCCGGUUACCCGCAGCCGCCGCCCGCCGGCUACAACCCCUACCCGCAGCAGUAACCGCCGGGACCACGGCUUUGUUGACGCUUCAUAGGCUGCCUUGUACCAUCCACGCGCAUUGGUGACGGACUUCCUUCAGUUAUAAAAUUAUACAAUCAUUUGUACACAGCUUGAUAUGCGAAACAUACAGACAUUUAUCAUGAUUACGUGCAGACACCCUGCCGCUUCGUUGAUACAAUUACGUUAUGAUCCGACCGCAUCUGCUCGUCACCUACAUUUAAAUUGGUAAAGGGUAGCUACACGAUGAGCAUCAGGCGGCAUCGCAGCGGUGGGAGUGACGUUAUAUCCCGAUUGUCCGUCUUACCAAUCCGCUACUACACCGCCUCGCGCAUACCAAAGGUGACCAACAUUUGCGUGCGUAUUUAUAUUAGCAGUUAACUGCCAUACAGGACGUGUACAAUGACAUGCUUGAAGCUAUGCUUCCGUGGACGGCGGCCGUAAUGUAUGGGUGCAUGGAAUGUUAAUAAUAUUUGAAUUAUAAUUAUUGUUGAUGCAUUUUUAAUGAUAAGCUCAAAAUCAUUCUACGUGGCGUACCGUCGCGUAGAUAUUAUAUUGAAAUUAUUUAAUCACAAAUGAAUAUUAUUGAAAUCGAGUUGUGAUAGAGAUGGGGACGGGUCGGAACUCCGCCGUGCGAUCUGAGAGCGUAGAGUAGCGCGUGUACUAAUACACUUAAGAUUAUAUUUUUUAUAUUAAAGCUACUUUUAAUCCGUUGUUAACGACGUUGGAAUGAUUUUUCGCCGCCACCGAAGUAACAUUAUCUUAUUAGGCGUAGCGACGUGUGAGUGACAGCUUCACAUUUUACCAGCAAUGUUCUAGUACCAACUGUAUUUAUUAGGUCUUCAUUUGUAGAGAAUAAAUUUUUUAACGUA